This is a messenger RNA of Cercospora beticola, 1482 nucleotides long. RefSeq lists its product as uncharacterized. Gene Ontology annotation, cellular component: cytoplasm. The record is from RefSeq and is a predicted model, not a curated record. Gene Ontology annotation, molecular function: oxidoreductase activity. NCBI's taxonomy places the organism in Eukaryota, Fungi, Ascomycota, Dothideomycetes, Mycosphaerellales, Mycosphaerellaceae. Gene Ontology annotation, biological process: secondary metabolic process.
ACAGAAUGCAGCUGCUGGGCACGUCGACAGCCCUCGGGUUUGAACCCCAAACUCUGUCUCGAAGGAUGUCCGAAACCCCGAGCGACGCGCAAUACGCAAUAGCGAUGACUUAACAGCGAAACUCAGUUGAUCCUUGAUAGCAGUAUCAAUGGAGUUACGGACUUCUCAUCAGCUCAUCUUGUACCUUUCUCUCACACUCACACUCACACUCGCAUUCGCAUUCGUAUCCUCACUCAGCAGUGAUCGAACCAGCGCCAUGCCUCCAACUCCCAAGCAAUUGAUCCUGAUUACAGGAGCAAACCAAGGCCUGGGGUACUAUGCCACCCAACAGCUAGCCGCUACAGGCAAAUACCACAUCCUGAUGGGAAGUCGAGACCUGAAGAAAGCCGACAAAGCCAUCGACGACCUCGUGGCCGAUAAAUCGUACAACGUAUCAAAAUCCGAUAUCACUCCCCUUCAAAUCGAUGUCACAAACGAUGAAUCCAUAGCCGGUGCGGCAAACCAAGUCAAGCAGAAUUUCGGCAGCCUCGAUAUGCUACUCAACAACGCAGGAAUCGCUACAGCACAGGCCGCAACUUCAAACCAAUCGUUGCGAGAAGUCUAUCACGAGCAAUUCGACGUAAACGUAUACGGUGCUGCAGCUGUGACGGAAGCAUUCCUCCCUCUUCUUCAAAGAGGCUCCGGCAAGCGAAUCGCCUUCACAUCCACAGGCUUGAGCUCUCUGGCGAAAGCAGCGGAUGGCACCCAACCAGUGGAGAAAUUCCCCAUCUAUCGAACAACCAAAAUCGCUCUGAAUAUGGUUAUGCUGUAUUACGCAAAGACUUUGGAAGCGGAAGGUUUUGUCGUCAGUGGUCCAGCUCCAGGAUUUUGCGCCACGAAUUUGAACGGACACGCUGGCAAGAAGGAUCCUCGAGAGGGUGCCACAAUGCUUGUGAAAGCAUUGAUCGCUCCGAAACAAGAGAUUCAUGGGCAUGUCUUCAGUGAUGCAGGCGUUGCGCCGUGGUGAAUCCCCAUACAGCCAGCGUACCGCAAAAAGAUAAAGAUUCUGGUGCAUCGAGAGCCGGAGCUCGGCGAAGUCUGGAUGCCUGAGUCGAGAUUAUGAAGAAGGAUCCGAGAACCACGAUGCAAAGUCACUGCAUAUGUAGCGAGGCCGGCGGUCGGGCUUACCCUAGCAAGAGCUAUCUCGUGGAAGCUCUCACUCCAGUGGACGAGCUGACGACGUUGAGCAAGCGUGCAACACUGGCGCAGAGAUCAUCUUGCAAUCGGGGGAGCCGCAGCGCAUCAGCGAAAGAGGCAUUGCCGAAUCUUGCGCCAACACGCUCAAGCCUCAGUCGCAUGGCGCACGGGCAGGCUAUUGUCUCUUUGGACUCAAUCAUCACUGGGUGUCGAGCAUCAAUCAUCGAAAGACACAUAUCUGCGCGUGUCCGCCCCACAUUUCAGUAGCUCGAUAGCUCACUCAUCAAUUCAUCCUCUACACCCAAC